UUCUUUCUAUUGAAUAUAUAUCAAUGACUAAUUUAUUGAGAAUAGAUGUUCAUGUAUGAUAUCGAAACUUUUCAAUUUAUCUUGAGUAAAUUAUUUUUAUGUUACUUAUUGUUUAUAUCAUCAGCAGAAUUACAGCGUGACAAGACAAAUCACGCACAAUAGAUCACAAGAAAAUGUAUAUGAAUAUGAACCGAAAUUUGUAGUGAAUAAAGCAAGCUGACAGCCCAGACAAUGUUACAAUCCGUGGAAAAACAUUGAAUGAAAAAAGUAAAAUAUCAUAGACUUUAAGAAAGAAGAGAGGCAAAUAUAAAAUAAAUAUACGAAAAGGAAUUUACCAUUCUUUAUUAUGAAUUUAGGAAUUCACUAACAAUAAGUCGCGUCUGAAAAUGAGACCAUGUAUAACAUAGCUAAUUUUUCAGUAUGAAGGUGACAGUUACAACAUUAACUGAUGAAAUUUUUAUUCUUGAUGUGAAUGAAGAUUUAGAACUUGAGAAUUUUAUAACUUUGUGUGAAAAUGAGAGUAAAAUUCCUGCAUAUGAAAUUGCUAUAUUAUUUCGUGGACAUCCCCUUCUAGAUCAGAAAAUGUCUCUUCGGCAACAUGGUAUUCGAGAUGAAGAUGUAGUAAUUCUGCAACGUAUUCGUCAAAAUAUUAAUGAAGAAGCAUGCACUGUAAAACAAGAUUUUCCACUAUUAGAUUUUAGUUCAAUUAAAGUUCCUUGUACAUUAACAAGUCAGUUACAAAUACAAAGUGGAACCAGUACUAGUCACGGAUUAACUUUCCAAAAAAAUGAAGAUGAUCCCGCCAUGAUUAAAGAUAUGUUUUUAGCUAAUCCAGAUCAAUUAUCUGUUCUAAAACAAAAUAAUCCUCGUUUAGCAGAAGCCCUUUUAUCAGGCAGUCUUGUGACAUUUUCUGAAGUACUUAAAGAACAGGUAAAAAUUAGAGAAGAGAGACAAUCACAACGAUUAAAAAUGAUGAAUGCAGAUCCAUUUGAUACAGAAGCUCAAAAAUUAAUAGCUGAAGAAAUUCGAAGAAAAAAUAUUGAAGCUAAUAUGGAAGCAGCUAUGGAAUAUAAUCCAGAAACCUUCGGUACGGUGGUAAUGUUGUAUAUUAACUGCAAAGUUAAUGGCUACCCAGUUAAAGCAUUUAUAGAUUCAGGUGCUCAAACAACGAUUAUGUCUUCAGUAUGUGCUGAAAGAUGUAAUAUUAUGCGAUUAGUUGACGCAAGAUGGUCAGGCGUAGCGAAAGGUGUCGGUAUUCAACGAAUUAUUGGACGUAUACAUAUGGUGCAAAUACAAAUUGGUGGUGAUCAUUUAACGACUUCAUUUAGUGUUCUCAAAGAACAGCCAAUGGAUAUGUUACUUGGUUUAGAUAUGCUUAAAAGACAUCAGUGCUGUAUCGACCUCAAAAGCAAUGUUUUAAGAAUUGGCACCACAGGAUCUGAAACACCUUUCUUAACAGAAGGAGACCUUCCUGAAUGUGCACGAUUAAGCAUUAAUAAUCAUGAUUCUUUAGAAGAUGAAAAUUUACAAAGAGUUCUUGAAAACAGUUCAAGAGAUAAUAAAUAUCAAACUCAGGAUAAAUUAAUUACAAGAAACAAUGAAGAUCAACCAUCUUCCAGUAUAGGUACACUAGAUACAAUUGUUAGUCAUUUUGAUCCUUUCACUGAAUCUACUGUUGAAGAAAUAGUAGAACUUGGAUUUCAUCGGAAACAAGUAAUUUUUGAACUUCGUAGAUAUAAUGGUGAUAAAAAACAAGCAAUCGAUGCAUUAUUUGCAGAAUCUCUUCAAUUUUAAUAUAUUUUACAUAAUUCACUUUAUUAAAGAAAGUAUUAAAAGU
This is a messenger RNA of Ceratosolen solmsi marchali, 1837 nucleotides long. RefSeq names its product DNA damage inducible 1 homolog rngo (gene rngo). Gene Ontology annotation, biological process: proteolysis. The coding region runs from base 421 to 1794 and encodes 457 amino acids. The record is from RefSeq and is a predicted model, not a curated record. Lineage: Eukaryota; Metazoa; Arthropoda; Insecta; Hymenoptera; Agaonidae. Gene Ontology annotation, molecular function: aspartic-type endopeptidase activity; protein binding. The transcript is spliced from 8 exons.